Molecule: messenger RNA, 1902 nt
Organism: Suricata suricatta (meerkat)
Lineage: Eukaryota; Metazoa; Chordata; Mammalia; Carnivora; Herpestidae
Gene: HEATR9
Product: HEAT repeat containing 9
Exons: 15
Coding region: 59-1795 (578 amino acids)
Source: RefSeq, a predicted model, not a curated record
UCCCAACAGCCCUGUAUUGCCCUGUCUGAGCUUCCUCUGACCCCCCCAAGAGAAGAGAAUGGCCUAUGAAAACCCAGCUGACAUCCUUGACAUCGCCAGGUCGAUGUCCAAGUACCCAUGGCUAGAAUACCCAGAGAGGACCAAAGAACUCAGAAAAGCCGUGGCUCCAGUUCAGCUGCCCUUGUCCUGCUACCAGACACCAAAGGAAGAGUUUCCCCCUAGCCCGGAGUCCUGGAGGCAGCACCCAAGCAAGCCACAUUCAGUGCCGUACUGUUACUUCAAGAAGCCUGAGGUCUACACACACUGGCACACCCUAUAUGAUAAACGACAAGAACGGGAGGCCCAGAAGAUGCUGCGGAAAAUGAGAGACCACUUUAGGCAACUCAAAGAGGGCACCCUCAUCCAAAAAUCCCAUCUCCCUAUGAGUAAGCUGACUACAAAACCCCAGAUGGAAUCCAAGCCCUCAGACACUACGAAGGAUCCCCUGAAGUGGCAAAGAUUAAAGGAACUCACAAAAAGCCUGGAAUCUCCCAGAGAGUCUGAGCAAUUCUAUGCAGCCAAGGCUCUGGGGUGCCUGGGCAUCAGUGAGCAGUUUGUACUGGAGGCACUAUGGCAGGUGGCCCGAACUGGCCCAGAGAAAGUGAAGUCUGAAGCCUGUAGAAGCCUGGUCCUCCUGGGUUGCCUGAAUAAGCACGUGAUCCAGGUUCUCAUCACACAGUUGAAGGCGAAAAAUGAGGAGCAAAAAAUGGACGCUCUGACGCAGCUACGAAUGGCUCUCAACUCCCAGGCUGCUCUCCCCAGAGACAAGAGAACUCAAGUUGGGGAUGAAGAGAAGUUGGUGUCUGUGCUACGGAUGCUGAUAAAUACAUCAUCAAAUGAAGCAGCCAUGGAGGCAGCCUUGUGCUUGGGUUUCCUGAGGCCCGGCAGCCACAUAGCCCAAAAGUUCUUGCUGCAAUGCCUAAGCCAAGGGUCCAAAACCCAGCAGAUGAAGGCACUUAGGAUGCUGGUCAAGAUGAUGCAUGUACAAUCAGCCACGGUCAUCAGGGCCAUCCUAGACCAGCUGUGCUCUUCUAGUGUCCUGGAGCACCGCUUUGAAGCCACCCAGAUGCUCAAGACCAUUGGACUGGAACAGAUCCAGGCACAAGGGCUGGAGGGACUCACAUUUGACCUGCUCUGGAGGAAGACUUACAACGAACCUUUUCUUGCUAUGAGGCAGGCUGUGGCCGAAACUGUGGAAGAGCUGAAGAUGAAGCCUAUGAUGAUGAACCUGGUGGAGGCGCAACUCUUGAACUCAAAUGCCACUAUGCGCCAGGAAGCAGUCAUCUCCUUGGGUGUCCUGGGGAUCCGCAGCCCACAUGUGUUCCACUUGCUGUUGGACAUGUUAGAUGCAGAAAAGAGCCAGCCUGUGAAGAAGAGUCUACAAGACACAUUAACUCUCUUGGCCUCAGUUGAUCCUUGGAUCCAAAACAAGCUAAACAAGGUUCUCUUUGUAUAUGAAGCACCUAAGACCAAAGAGGAGGCAGAGCCUACAAGUUUCCGGAAAGAGCCUGAGAACCUAGAAGAGUUAAAUAUCCAAGACUUUAAACUAGCACAGCUGAACCCCUUGUUUAUUGAAAAGUCCAGAACCACAUCAGAUGAACAGAAAAAGCUGAGUGCCCAGAGAGGGUCUGCCUUCCACCUCACUUCUACCUUCCCAAUCUGUUUCUCUAAACCAAAACACAAGGCACAGGCCACAAGGCCCUGGGUGCCAGGGAUCAGGAAGCAGCUCCAGAUCCUUGCUAAAACCUCUAAAUAGGUCAGUUCUUUGGGCCUCGCCCCCAUCCUUUCCCUGAGGUUAUUUCACAGGCUCCCCUGAGAAAACAAUCUAUACUUAUCUUUCAUGAAUAAAUGGAUGUCACUCUA